Messenger RNA from Budorcas taxicolor (takin), 3207 nucleotides. RefSeq names its product golgi membrane protein 1 (gene GOLM1). Lineage: Eukaryota; Metazoa; Chordata; Mammalia; Artiodactyla; Bovidae. Gene Ontology annotation, cellular component: Golgi apparatus. The transcript is spliced from 10 exons. Bases 59 to 1276 code for a protein of 405 amino acids. The record is from RefSeq and is a predicted model, not a curated record.
CCGCAGCGCCGAGCGACCGCCGGAGCCGCGGCAGGAGGUUCUCAACCCGGCCCUUGAGAUGAUGGGAUUGGGAAACGGACGUCGGAGCAUGAAGUCACCACCGCUCGUGCUGGCUGCCCUGGUGGCCUGUAUCAUUGUCCUGGGCUUCAACUACUGGAUCGCCAGCUCCCGGAGCGUGGAUCUCCAGACGCGGAUUGUGGAGCUGGAAGGCAGGGUCCGCAGGGCGGCUGCGGAGCGAGGGGCCGUGGAGAUGAAGAAGAAUGAGUUCCAGGGGGAGCUGGAAAAGCAGCGGGAGCAGUUGGACAAGAUCCAGUCCAGCCACAACUUUCAGAUGGAGAGCGUCAACAAGUUGUACCAGGACGAAAAGGCCGUUUUAGUGAAUAACAUCACCACAGGCGAGAGGCUCAUCAGAACCUUGCAAGACCAGUUAAAGGCCCUGCAGAAGAAUUAUGGCAGGCUGCAACAGGAGGUCCUCCAGUUUCAGAAGAACCAGACCAACCUGGAGAGGAAGUUCUCCUACGACCUGAACCAGUGCAUCAGUCAGAUGAAAGAGGUGAAGGAGCAGUGUGAAGAGAGAAUAGAAGAAGUCACCAGGAAGGGAAAUGAGGCCAUACCUUCGCGUGAUCUAAAUGAACAGAAGGACCAAAGCCAGCAGCCCCGAGCCCCCGGUGAGCCCCAGCCCAGGCCGCAGGAGGCAGGCCCGCCCCAGGCAGAGGUGCCAGAAGCAAGAGGAAACAUGCCCAGCCACAGUGAGCCCCAGACACCAGCCCCUAGCUCCGAGGUGGCUUUCGAUUUGAAGAGACAAGGUGAGAAAGAGGAAACCAAGGAAAUUCAAGUUGUCAGCGAGGAGGAGCUUCAGAGGGACAGCCUGGCACUGCCGAAGGAGCCAGGCCAAGAACAGGCGGUGGAAGGAGACAGACAAGUGGGUGGAAAAGGCAAUGGAGAACCUGGAGAGCUGGGCCAAAUCCCACAGGUCCCAGCUGCCCUGCUGGCCAGCCAGGAGAAUCAAGAGGCGGAGGGCCCUGAACGGGACCAGCUCGUCAUCCGCGACAGACAGGAGGAGAGGCAGGAUGCCGACGAGGAAGGGAGAAAUAAGCAGAAACUGGGAGCUGAUGAUGACUACAACAUGGAUGAGAAUGAGGCAGAAUCUGAAGCAGACAAGCAGGCAGCCCUUGCAGGGAAUGACAAAAGCAGAAAUGUUCUUAACGCUGAAAAUCAGAAAGGAGACACAAUAAAUUUACUUGAUCAGCGUGAAAAGAGGAAUCACACACUCUGAAUCAAACUGGAAUCACAUUCUUGUGUGUCAGAAUCGAACAGAGAUCACUACAAUAGUCACGAGGGAUUGAAUACUGUGAAAUGUAAUAAGUAAAAUAUCUAAAGAUGAUUAUUGUGGAGUUUUAGUUUGUAUUUACAAUGUAGGAAAAUGAGAUUGUCUUUGAGACAAGUGUUUUAGAGGUAUUUUUGAAGUGUUUAUAUUGAGGUGUCAAAAUUGUUGAAAUUUGUUGGCUAAUAGGUAUUUCAUAAGAAGAUCAACACCAGAAGUAGAACACAGGUUCUCCUUCAAGUACGGCAACAGCAGGAUUCAUAUUGUGAAGUGUAACGUUUGCUGUGAAGCGGACUCCCAUACUCACAGAGCUCCUUGUCUUCAGGUCCCUCUGGAGUCAUUCUCUUCGCCACAUGCUGUGCUGAGACAGAAACCAGCCCUGCAGUCGGCACUGAGUGAUUUUUAGUUUAUUCUUCCGUGCUCACUUCUGGUUCUGACAAUCAGUGGCCUAGAGCACUAACUGUUAACAUAAACAUCACUAGCAACGGUGUUAAACAAGUCUAAACACAGAGGUGUUUUGUGUGAGGAUUUUUUAAAAGACUGCUCCUUGUACAAUAACCCUUGUCAUUAAUGUACAAAAUGCUUUCAAAUGACUUGUAAUUUGAAUACCUGUGAUCUAUACUUGCCUUGCUUAGUAUGUGUGGGCAAAGCAUUACCAAGAAAAGCCACGAGUAGAUUAGACUUCUGACACAACAGGGGCCAAAGCAGGGCUGACCGUGGGCACGUGUGGCAGAGAGGGCAGUACCGCACUGUGGGUGGAUGUGCUGCAGACACUGCCUACUUCACUGCUAGAAGAAGAGAAGAGAAAUUUGAUGAUGAAGGAGAUACACAGCAUACAGAUUUGGAAAGUUUAGAAAGUAAAAAAAAAAAAAUGCAAUAGUUGUCUUUUUCAGUUUACACAUGUACCUUGCGGUAAAGGACCAUAUCACAAACUGAUUUAAAAACCAAAAUUAAUUUGCAAAUGACUAAUCAUAAUUUGCUUAAUAGUGACAUCAGGUUUGAGUUGGUUCUUAACAUUGCGAAUAAGAAAGGCUCCCUACAGGGUUAAGUGGGUGGUGAUGCUUAUUAAAUCAGCAUUGAGUCACAGGGCUUGAGAUGCAGGGGCUUCAGGUCAUGUGACAUAACCCCCUGGUUAACAGAGAAGAGACUGGGUCCUGGAGGACUUCUGAAGCUUCUCCAGGCCCAGCCAGAGUGCCUGCCUCGCAGCCAGCUGCGGACUCCUGGUGCCCCUGCUGCCACUGAGGGGCGGGGCCUGGUCUCCAUUCAGGUUAUAAUCGCCAACUUGAAUGCUGUGUGCUAUUUUCUUACCUAAUCAUUAAGAUUAUAAGUUUCCACCCAGAAAAGGCAACUGAAGGGUGUGAAAGUAGCUUUAUAAGAUACUCAUCUAGGUCCUUGUCCAGCCUCCCUCUGUCUGAGUCUUAGUCAGUCUUAGGGUUGAUGUCUUGCAUAUUAGCCUUUGUUCAUCUCAUGUUUAAUCAGUGUGCCUGGAGUUGCUGAGAAAUGAAACUCUGUUCAGGUUUUAAAACUGCUUUCAGUUUUCCCUUCAUCUGCUGUUGAAACUGGAAUCAGCUUGUAAACUGUGGAUUAAGGAUGGUCAUUUGCCUUAUUAAUUAAACCUUUCUGUGGAAUGAGAUGCCGAUAUAAAUAAAAAAUAAUCAUGAUUUAAUCUCCCUGUACAGAGGCACCUGAAAGCUGUUUGUUCGGGAGGGGUGUACUUCACGUGUUCUUCAAGCAGUCAUGCUUUAUUGCUGUUGGCUUCCCUUGGGAUCAACUAUUCCAAGGAACAAUCUAGAAAUGCCACAGCUAUUUAUUUAAAAAAUAAAACCUGUGUAAUAAGCAUCAAAUAGAUUAUCCAACAACGUGGUCUUUUGGGUUCAUCUAAA